Messenger RNA from Stomoxys calcitrans (stable fly), 3362 nucleotides. RefSeq names its product beta-1,4-mannosyltransferase egh. NCBI's taxonomy places the organism in Eukaryota, Metazoa, Arthropoda, Insecta, Diptera, Muscidae. The coding region runs from base 608 to 2020 and encodes 470 amino acids. The record is from RefSeq and is a predicted model, not a curated record. The transcript is spliced from 3 exons. Gene Ontology annotation, cellular component: cytoplasm. Gene Ontology annotation, molecular function: beta-1,4-mannosyltransferase activity.
AUGGUCGAACUUUAUAUAAUUAAUUUUUAAUAGUGUAGUUAAUUUAAUAGUCUUUAAGAAGCCUGAUACGGAUGGGAGAAUAAUAAAGAACAAUUUUAUAAUAAUAAAUCCUAAUCGAUAAUUUUUUGUAGUCACAAAAUAAUAUAAAUCAUAAGUACAAAUAUUUUGUAUCCAGUGUCAAAGCGAUCAAUAAUAGAAACCGGGGCGUGUGAACCGUUUGUGAAUGUGUGUGUGUACAGUGGAAAAUUAAUUUAAAAUAUAAUAACAGCAAUUGUCGUUGGACAGACGUGUCUUAGCAAAACAACACCAAUUAGCGUGCUUCUUAUGCUAAUUAUAUUCUUGGCUUGGUAAAUCUCAAACUUUCGACGUAUUCUGUUUACAAUUUGAAGAAAGGAUACAUUUCCAACACACACAAAUCUAUAUGCAUGUUUUUCUUUUAAUAGACAACAGCGAUUUAUUUCAUGAAAAACCUCGUUACAUGUCUCCUAUAGAAGGAAAUUACAUGGGGAAAUUGUACUGUUGAUGAACGGUGGAAAACAAAAAAAUUAACAUCUUAAGACAAAAAAUCUUUACCAGCCCCAAAAGACAGAAGGAAGACACUGUCGCCAUGAAUUCAAGUACCAAACACUUGUUGCAUUGCACGUUACUUAUCGUUGUUAUUGUCGCAUUUGAAGUGUUUUCGGGAGGAAUAAAGAUAGAUGAAAAUUCUUUUACUGUUCUGGACCCUUGGGCCGAAUAUGGACAGUUAGCUACUGUUCUAUUGUACAUGCUUCGAUUUUUGACGUUACUUACACUCCCGCAGGUUCUGUUUAAUUUUUGCGGUCUAGUCUUUUACAAUGCUUUUCCCGAAAAAGUUGUACUGAAAGGAAGCCCUUUAUUAGCGCCAUUUAUAUGCAUUCGAGUCGUAACAAGAGGAGACUUUCCUGAGUUGGUAAAGAGCAAUGUUUUAAGAAACAUGAAUACUUGUUUAGAUACCGGCCUAGAGAAUUUUCUCGUAGAGGUGGUUACCGACAAAGCCGUCAAUUUGGCUCAUCAUAGGCGUAUACGUGAAAUUGUGGUGCCAAAGGAAUAUAAGACUCGGACAGGAGCUUUAUUCAAAUCAAGGGCACUGCAAUACUGUCUGGAAGAUAAUGUAAAUGUUUUAAAUGAUAACGAUUGGAUAGUCCAUCUGGAUGAGGAGACUUUGCUAACGGAGAAUUCUGUGCGAGGAAUCAUUAAUUUCGUGCUGGAUGGGAAGCAUCCCUUUGGUCAGGGUCUGAUUACAUAUGCUAACGAAAAUGUUGUAAACUGGCUAACUACACUCGCUGAUAGCUUUCGAGUGUCGGAUGACAUGGGCAAAUUGCGUUUGCAGUUCAAACUAUUUCACAAACCUCUGUUCAGCUGGAAAGGAAGUUAUGUGGUUACUCAAGUGGGAGCGGAACGACAAGUUUCGUUUGAUAACGGUAUUGACGGAUCUGUUGCGGAAGAUUGUUUUUUUGCUAUGCGCGCAUUCGCACAAGGUUUUACGUUUAACUUUAUCGAAGGAGAAAUGUACGAGAAGUCCCCUUUUACCUUAUUGGACUUUUUGCAACAGCGUAAACGGUGGCUGCAGGGAAUUCUUUUGGUGGUGCACUCAAAAAUGAUUCCCCUAAGGCAUAAACUACUGUUGGGAAUAAGCGUUUACUCGUGGGUAACCAUGCCGUUAUCCACCUCAAACAUUGUGUUUGCUGGCUUAUAUCCAAUUCCAUGCCCAAAUAUCGUAGACUUUGUUUGUGCUUUCAUAGCGGCAGUCAAUAUUUAUAUGUAUGUGUUUGGUGUCAUAAAAUCAUUUUCAUUAUAUCGCUUCGGAUUGGUGAAAUUUUUGGCAUGUGUCUUGGGGGCAGUUUGUACCAUCCCGGUCAAUGUAGUAAUCGAAAAUGUAGCAGUUAUAUGGGGAUUAGUCGGUAAAAAACACAAAUUUUACGUUGUCCAAAAAGACAUAAGAGCCCUGGAGUCCGUUGUUGUCCAGAAAGAUCAAACACUGCAGUACAUUGUAGCAUAAUAAAAGGCUUAGUUGUUCCAAGCUUACCAUUUUCGUAACGUAAUUUUUGUGAUAUGGUCUAAAACUAUUGCUUAAUUUGCAAACGUUUGGAAAUGUGUCUGCAAACAAUCCAAAUAUUAUAAUAAUAUUAUAAUACAAAUCUUGAGAAAAUCAAGAAGCAAAAAUGAACCAAAAAGUGAUGCAGUUUGGAAGAUUUUCUUCUGUUAUCACAUACGUAUAUCUUAAAUUAAACACUGAACAAAAAUUUAUUCACGCACACACACAAACACACACAAGCAAAAGCCACAUCCGCAUACUUUAUCUUAUAUUUUUAUUUCAUUGCGAACUCUUUAGUUAUAAGUUAAAUUUUAUAUGUAUUUAUUAUAAUUGUUUCCAUCCUAUCGAUUCCUGUCUCGUUUAAUGGCUUUGUACAUUGUAACUUAAGUGUAUAAACAUGAAUAUAUAUUUACAUUAGUACGGUUCGAGUUUACAUUUAUAGAGUUCAUGGUGAAUUUACAUUCGACCCUUGUCCGAUUAUACUGUGACAACAAAAAGAUCUGGAUUAAUUUUCAAAAAUACUGCAAAUUUUGCAAAAUUGUUGUAUAUAUCUAUAAUAUGCCAACAUCCAAACUUUGCAAUUUUUGAUUCAACCCAGGAUAUACCAUCCGAAUUUUUUUAACGAAAACGAAUGCACGGAUAUUUAAGUACUUAUCUGCAAUACAUCCUAUUGUACACUCGCAAGCCGUCACCAAAUAAAGUUAUAAGUGCCAGCAGAGAAAGCAACAGCAUUAGUUAUUAAAAAAAAAUUAUGUCAAACAUCCCUCUCUGGCUCUAUUUUGCAUCACAUAUGUAUCUAAGGGCGCCCGAUUUGUUGUAAAAUUGCAAUUGUCUAAUAGGAGAUUUUCUAUUCGAUUACUGUUGUUCAGUUCAUUCAUAACAAGAAAAUCCCAAACAUCCUAUUUUAAUGCAAUAUUUAGGAUAAUUUAAAACACAGUGUUAUGAACAGAACCAUAGUGGUUAUUUUAUAUACUAAAUAAAAAAAUAUUAUUUGGACCACAGUAUGAAUAAGCAUAUGUAUAAAAAAUUAUAAGUAAGUGUUACUACUAAGUUAUUAUCAUAUAAAAUAUAGAUAUUAUUUUUCUCCGUUCGAUUACUGAGUUAUGUUAUUAUUAAUAAUGAAAAAAAUCGAACUACGAAAAAAAUCAGUAUUUGAAAUUAAAUUUCUGAAGAAAGGAAAUCAAUAACGAUAAGUGAAGUACAUUAAACAAAACUCUUAAAUAAAUCACAAAUAAAUUAUUUAAAUGCUUUAUUGAAACGACGACAAAAUAAUGAAGUUAUAAUAAAGACAAAACAUUUAUUAAAA